GCACGUCAGUGGUUGCGGAAGAGUGAAGUUAUUUCGUGUUUUGUGAAAACAAGUGCAUCAGAAUCUUGAGAAAUUUGUGAUUUUUUUUUUAAGUUUUUGUAGCUAGACAUCUAUCAAUACACACAACGAGAUGGCCGGCAUGCCAGACCAGCAGUUCCUGUGGAACAUCUUCCAGAAGGUCGAUCGCGACCGAAGUGGGUUCAUAUCGCAGGACGAGCUACAGCAGGCGCUUUCGAACGGAACGUGGAACCCGUUCAACCCGGAAACGGUCCGGCUCAUGAUUGGGAUGUUUGAUCGCUCGAACCGCGGCGUCGUAAACUUCCAGGACUUUGGAGCGCUGUGGAAGUACGUGACGGACUGGCAGAACUGCUUCCGCUCGUUCGACACGGACAACUCGGGAAACAUCGACAAGAACGAGCUGAAGGCAGCGCUGACGGCCUUUGGAUAUCGCCUGUCGGACGGGCUUUACGACACGCUGAUUCGAAAGUUUGAUCGAUACGGAAACGGGACGAUUUUGUUCGAUGAUUUUAUCCAGUGCUGCGUAAUUUUGUACACGCUGACGUCGUCCUUCCGGCAGUACGACACGGACCAGGACGGCGUCAUAACCAUCCACUACGAGCAGUUUUUGAACAUGGUGUUUAGCUUGAAGAUUUGAAUGGGCCGCUUUUGGGGUGAUAGAAUUAGAUUGGAUCCGUCGCAAACGAUUUAUAAAUUUCUAAACUUUGUCAAUCAAUUUUAAACUCGAUGCAGAGAAAGCACUUGAAUGACACUCUUGUUCUGGCUUGGUCGAAUCGUAAGUAACAAUCGUUCACCAGAGCCACAAAAGGGGUGCCAUUGAGAUAUUUUCGGCUUGGUGUGGAUAAGAUGUUCGUCUCACGAAAAAUAAAUGGCCUUAAUGUUUAGCUAAAGAUCAUAUAUGUAGGUGGCAAAGCUCGGAGAUUCUGAUAGUGUAUGUAAAUUUUCUCCCCUAAAACAGUAGUUAUUCUCCAACUCCCCACUUGCUGUAGCACGAAA
Messenger RNA from Culex pipiens pallens (northern house mosquito), 1014 nucleotides. Its product is annotated as programmed cell death protein 6. The coding region runs from base 131 to 655 and encodes 174 amino acids. Lineage: Eukaryota; Metazoa; Arthropoda; Insecta; Diptera; Culicidae. The record is from RefSeq and is a predicted model, not a curated record. Gene Ontology annotation, molecular function: calcium ion binding. The transcript is spliced from 2 exons.